Molecule: messenger RNA, 2619 nt
Organism: Sesamum indicum (sesame)
Lineage: Eukaryota; Viridiplantae; Streptophyta; Magnoliopsida; Lamiales; Pedaliaceae
Product: S-adenosyl-L-methionine-dependent methyltransferases superfamily protein
Cellular component (GO): trans-Golgi network; cytoplasm; endosome
Molecular function (GO): methyltransferase activity
Source: RefSeq, a predicted model, not a curated record
AUCACAUUAUUAUUGUCAUUUAUAUUAAAUUACACACACACACUCACACAUACUAUACACAGUUGAGAUCUGUGAUUUUUCCUUCUGACAAUGAAGGGGAUUGGCAGCGGCGGAGGAGCUUCCGAUCUCUGCAAAUCCGCCACUCUGAUCAAAGUUUCGGGAUUUCUACUCAUUUCAGUCGUAUUCUUCUACUUAGGCAAGCAUUUUUCCGAUGGCUCCUCACAGCAACUCAUCUUCUUUUCCUCUCACCAAAACCCUGAACCCCAGAACACGCCAUCCUCCGCCGCCGUUGCCCUCUCUCCCAAUCUCAACAAGACCUUCGAUGUCUCUUCCCUCGUAAAUGCUACCGCCUCAUCCCCGCCCCCCGACAGUGCCCUGAAUGAACCUCAACAACCCCUGUCUCCUCCUCCGCCCUCUCCUCCGCCGGCUUUGAAGAGGAUGGGUGUGGUGGACGAGAAUGGAAGGAUGACGGAUGAUUUUGAGGUGGGUGAGUAUGAUCCCGAACUGGUGGAAAAUUGGGCGAAAACCAACGAGAGUGAGGGUUUGGAGAGUGAUGGGAAGGGGGAUAAGGUUAGGGUUAGGAUCAACAAGUUCCCGUUAUGUCCGGAGAGUAUGAGGGAGUAUAUACCGUGUUUGGACAACGAAGAGGCGAUUAAGAAGUUGAAUUCUACUGAGAAAGGCGAGAAAUUUGAGCGGCAUUGUCCUGAAGAGGGAAAAGGCUUGAAUUGUUUGGUCCCUGCCCCUAAAGGGUACAGAACUCCAAUCCCAUGGCCCCGAAGUCGUGAUGAGGUGUGGUUUAGCAAUGUUCCUCAUGCUCGUUUGGCUGAGGAUAAAGGGGGUCAGAAUUGGAUAGCCAUUGACAAGGACAAGUUCAAGUUUCCUGGAGGUGGCACACAGUUUAUUCAUGGGGCAGAUCAGUAUUUGGAUCAGAUUGAAAAGAUGGUCCCUGAAAUUGCAUUUGGUCGACAUACUCGAGUUGCUCUGGAUGUUGGUUGUGGUGUUGCAAGUUUUGGUGCAUAUUUACUGUCACGAAACGUCAUCACUCUCUCUGUAGCUCCUAAAGACGUUCAUGAGAACCAGAUUCAGUUUGCACUUGAACGGGGUGUACCUGCAAUGGUGGCGGCAUUUGCGACACGGCGUUUACUUUAUCCAAGUCAAGCAUUUGAUCUGGUACAUUGUUCAAGGUGUAGAAUCAACUGGACUCGUGAUGAUGGGAUUUUGCUACUUGAGGUCAACAGGAUGCUCCGGGCAGGGGGAUAUUUUGCUUGGGCAGCCCAGCCUGUUUAUAAACAUGAAGCAGCCCUCGAAGAACAAUGGGAAGAUAUGAUUAACCUUACCAGUCGACUUUGUUGGACUCUUGUCAAGAAAGAGGGGUACAUUGCAAUAUGGCAGAAGCCCUUUAAUAACAGCUGCUAUUUGCAACGUGAGGAAGGAACCCGACCACCAUUGUGUGAACCUAAUGAUGACCCAGACAAUGUCUGGUAUGUUGACUUGAAGGCAUGCAUAACACGUUUGCCUGAGGAAGGUUAUGGAUCAAAUGUUACAGACUGGCCAGACCGCUUGCAGAGUCCUCCGGAUAGGCUUCAGAGCAUACAAAUUGAUGCCUACAUAUCAAGAAAAGAGCUUUUCAGGGCAGAAUCAAGAUAUUGGAAAGAAAUAAUUGAGGGCUAUGUACGUGGUUUACAUUGGGGUAAAUAUAAGCUUCGGAAUGUAUUGGACAUGAGAGCAGGCUUCGGAGGCUUUGCAGCAGCACUUAUUGAAAACAAAUUGAAUUGCUGGGUGCUAAAUGUUGUCCCAGUUAGUGGACCCAAUACGUUGCCUGUUAUAUAUGACCGUGGGCUCAUAGGAGUUAUGCACGACUGGUGUGAACCAUUCGAUACAUAUCCCAGAACCUAUGACUUACUUCACGCUGCUGGACUUUUCUCAGUUGAACGAAAAAGGUGUAAUAUCUCUACCAUCAUGCUUGAAAUGGAUCGAAUUUUGAGGCCUGGUGGCCGUGUAUAUAUUCGUGAUUCUGUUGCUGUGAUGGAUGAACUUCAAGAAAUUGGGACAGCGCUCGGUUGGCAUGUAGUAUUGAGGGACACAUCCGAGGGCCCACAUGCGAGUUAUAGGAUCUUGACGGGUGAUAAACGCCUCCUUCGGGCCUGAAAUGAUGAUGUAUUUCCAAAUUGCAAGCAGCAAUUGUACAUGCUGGAAAUAAUCAGUGUUUUAGGAACUAACAGCGAUGUGGCAACGUUAUGUUGAGGUGAUGAGUUAAUUUGAGAUGUGGAGACAUGAUUCCCUUGAGGAUGGAUUUCUGAGAAUCUGCAAUUUACAUGGCUAUUAACUCAAUUGUAACACAAGAAAGGUGAAGGUGAAGCCCUGCAGAGAUAGUGAGGCAUAUGAUAAGGAAACCUAUCAAAUUUUCUCUGAUGUUACAUUUGACAAAUUUCAUUGUCUUUUGCUUUUAUAAUUAUUUUUUUUUGUUCUGGGCUGGGGAGUGGGGGCAACUGGGAAGGUUGUUAUCAUUAUGUUUUAGUUCUUUUGUUUCUUCUGUUUAUCAUUGACAGUUGAAGAAAUACUUUUUGUAAGUAUAUUUCAUGCCAUUAAAUAUUUAAUAUAUUUUUGUAUUGCGAUAAA